AUGGUGAAUCCAAGUUCCCACAGACAAGAAUUAUCAUGGGUGCAUAGAACUGAUUCCGUGCUAGAAAAUACUAGACGGCACAUUGAUUGUGAGUUCUUCAACAACAUCAACAACAAAACAUUCGAAGUGAAGGAGGGUGACCUUGUUGGUACCUUCCUAAUCUAGGAGGAAGAAGAAAUAAGGAGUACAGGCCUCUAGUUUGCAGCAGCUUUACUUGCUUUUGAGGUAUGUUGCUUGUUGAUUAUAGUGGUAACCACCAUCAAGGUGAGAGAUGAACACAUCAAGCGUGGUAUCGGCUCUAUCCUUUUUGGUGUUGCUCAUGUAAUGCAUCUCGGAAGCUAUCACUGGCCCGUGGUAUAAGCUAUACUGCUGGCUACACGUCAUGGAUAGAAAAUAGAUGACUCUGACCUAGCUCUUUGCUCUCUCGAGCAGUUUUAUGCUUCUAGAGAAUGUAAAAAAUUGAUGCUAGAGGGAAGCGAAGAAGUCAAGAGCGAGGACUCUGAAAAAAUAGUCAUGUUGCCUUCUACUUGGUGGACCAUUGUCAAAUGGUGGCCCAGUUUAUCCCUCUUUGGAGUUUGCCACUUCAUUUUCCAUAGUGGCAGUGCUGGUCCUAGAGAGAAGGUGACUUUGCAGACCCUACCUCACUUAUAGAUUUAUAGUAGGGACCUGGUGAUAGUUUGUACUUUCUCUGCUCUGGUACCGAUAAAUGUGGUGCCUGUAUCAAAUGUAAGUACCGCUUCCUUUCCCCCCUAUGACUCUCGUAAAUGCAAAGAACUUUUGGAAUUAAAUAGAUGCAGUUCAUGGGCUUAAAAGAGUGGGAAGAUUCGCUCACAAAGCAGCAGAGUAAAGUUCACUGAUGUCGAGAUAAUUGACAAAAGAUAAGAAAUUACCUAGACAUUGGCAAUGUUCAAGUUCGUGAGAGCCAUGAAGCUAGAUUAGGUAGUUCUCAAGCCUGUAGUGGUUAAGAAAGCAAACACUAAAUAGAAGGGAAAGAGUGCCAAGAGACAGACUCAGCUUCUAAUGGAAUGA
Molecule: messenger RNA, 1029 nt
Organism: Stylonychia lemnae
Lineage: Eukaryota; Ciliophora; Spirotrichea; Sporadotrichida; Oxytrichidae
Source: the annotation of a GenBank genome assembly